This is a messenger RNA of Lotus japonicus, 951 nucleotides long. RefSeq lists its product as uncharacterized. The transcript is spliced from 4 exons. Lineage: Eukaryota; Viridiplantae; Streptophyta; Magnoliopsida; Fabales; Fabaceae. The record is from RefSeq and is a predicted model, not a curated record. Bases 1 to 951 code for a protein of 316 amino acids.
AUGUCUCAAAGUUCAGGAAAGAAUGACUCUGUCAAGGAAAAGAUUGAAAGAAUUGCUAAAGGAGUUAAAUGCAUGGGUUUGAAGAGUGGUUCUUCUCAACCAUCUUCUGUGUCAAAGAAAGCUCCUGGGAAGACGAAGACAAGAAACCCAGCAAGAAAGACCUACAUGUCCAAGGUUCAGAACAAAGAACCCACAAAUGUUCCUCACUAUGAGGAUGUUUCUGAUGAAGAGGAAAUCAAUGAUGAAGAUUCUCCUGUGAAAUCGUCUCCUGAUGUUGUGCUCGAUGUUGAGACAUCUAGGUCUAAGGAAAUUUAUGAUCAAGAAAAUCUUGGAAAGGAUUCACUUCUCAUGAAGACUCAGGAUGCUGAUCCAAAGAAUGGCAAUUCUGAGGAUACCAAUUCUGAAGAGCCAACCCAGGCUCCAGCCCCUGUUCAGGACAUCUCUGAUGAUGAUUCUGAUGAUGUUCCCCUGGCUAAGUCCAUUCCUGAUAGCGUUGUCACUCCUACUCCGCCAAAGAGAUCCAAAUCCUCUCCUGUGACUUACAAGUCUAGACAAGCGACUGUGAAAGGUAAGGGAAAGCAAAAGCUUGUGAGAGAAUUCUUGGUAAAUCUCUCUGUGGAUGUUGGACUUCCUGAGAGUGAUGAAUUCAGGAAAGUCUUUGUGAUGGCUGAAUGUGCUGUGUUCUCACUUGCUAUAAUCAAUCAAGCACUUGGAAGAAGUGCUAUUGAAUUUGCUGAUGAAGACGUGUCCAUGGAUGCUAUUGCCAAGGAACUUACUGCUGGUCAUGUGAAGAAGUGGCCUCACAAGAAAUUGUUGUCUACUGGGAAUCUCAGUGUGAAAUAUGCAAUCCUUAACAGGAUUGGUGCUCAGACAUUGAAGUAUGCUGAUACUUGUGAUGUGGAGUUGCCUGGAGAUCAUUCUCAACCAGCAUCCUCAGAUACUCAGGGCUGA